CUGCACACCAACUCUGGACAACGACCGUGCAUGAUGAAGACUAAGACACUGUUACAGUACGGACAUGAGCAUCCCAUCGUGUCGUUGUCUACGAUCUUUGUCGUUUGGAAGUCUGUCAUUUUCUUGACCGCUUUAGCCAGUCCAGGAGUCGGCUAUGACACAUGUGCCAGUCUUCUAUGGUUCGAUAAGAAUGCCACUGCACCCUUUCAGAACACCCCGGUUCAACUCCAAAGCCAAUGGCUGAAAUUUGUGAGAUGGGAUGCAAUAUAUUUUACUCACAUGGCCGAAUACGGACAUGUCUAUGAGCAGGAGUGGGCUUUUGGCAUCGGCUUGUCCUCAACAAUAUCUUGGAUUGCCAAAUUACUCGAAGGGUCGAGCAUCGUCAGCAGGUCGACCUCCUUCGCCCUGGCAGGGAUUCUGUUAUCCCAUGCAGCUCACUGGCUAGCCGUCAUCCAGUUGUGGGCGAUAGCUACCACUCUCGGUGGGAAAGGGCAGUCACAAUCUGCCAUACCAUUCGUUGCUGCGACGCUUCAUGUAUUCUCGCCAGCGGGAAUAUUCUUAUCGGCUCCAUACACCGAGAGCGUAUUUGCUUGCCUUUCAUUCUCCGGGUUCCUGGCUUUCCUGUGGGCCCAUCAAUAUUUCAACCAUGCUAGACCAUUUGCCGGAUGCUUCAAUAUGGUCAUCGCGGGCUCGGCUUUUGGGUUGGCCACUCUCAUCAGGAGUAAUGGCAUAUUGGCGGGCAUCCCAUUUCUCAUCGAAGCCGUCACUACCCUGCUUGCAUUGCUUUCUCAAGGCUUCUCCUUGACUCGAAUUGUUCGGUUGGGCUCCGUCGGCCUUGGAGGAAUCCUGGUGGCAGUUGGGAUGUUUUUGCCGCAAGUCCUUGCGUUUCAGGUAUAUUGUGCUGGCCGAAGUCCCGGAGACCGGCGUGAAUGGUGCCAGUGGACAUUGCCCUCCAUCUUCACCUUUGUUCAGUCUCACUACUGGAAUGUUGGCCCUUUUCGCUACUGGACCUUGUCAAAUCUUCCGCUGUUCCUCCUGGCUGCGCCAACCUUAUGGCUUCUGGUCCAGUCCGCUAGUGACACUCUCCGCAACCCUGAGGUGCUUCGGGGCAAGGUGGCUGCUAGUCCUUCUGCUUCUGACAGAGCGAGCAUUCACCCCAAAUUGGUCACGGCGAGUUUGGCCUUGCCACAGCUUGUGCUUUCGGUGCUAGCGUUGACAAGCUAUCAUGUCCAGAUCAUUGCACGAAUCUCUUCCGGUUAUCCCCUGUGGUACAUCUGGUUAGCAGCAAGCGCUAGGGACCGGCCGAAAUGCGCAUCUGUCAUUAUACGUUGGAUGAUUCUCUACGCGCUCAUUCAAGCUGGGCUAUAUGCAUCCUUCUUGCCGCCAGCUUGACAAAGUUGCUGUUCGCGGAUCAAUGCUGGAGUAUCAAGGGGCUUGCAACUUCGACUUCAGUCCUAUCUACAUCGUAUACAUGAAUGUUUCAUGGACUACCGACCGCCUUUAGGCCCCAUCACCUUAGUAAUAGGGCAUGGGUUUAGUCGACAUUGUGCUACUUCUCAACCGACUUCACCUUCACCCUGAUACCUUUGGUGUCCAGCUUCACUGUCGGCACAAAGUAAUCAUGAGCAAGAAUUGUAUCCGACACGUCGGUCUCAUACAACUCGAAAGAAAAUUUCCUGAAGACAGCUGCAAGACCCAUGUACAAUACCGCCUGGGCAAGACUGCUACGUGUCAGCAUACAAGAUGAUGAGGGCUGGAAGAAACGUACUUCAGACCAAUACACGACCUGGCACCUUUCCCGAAGCCGACGAAAUACCUGUCCAGACUCUGACCAUCUUUUGUCGUCGGAUUAUUCAGCCAGCGCUCGGGGAUGAACGAUCGUGACUGUGGGAAGACCUCUUCAUCGUGGUUCAUGUCCACAAUCGUCAUGGAAACCGGCGUACCGGCCGGGAUUGUCCAUUCCUUGUACUUCAAGUCUGUCCGUGCUACGCGAGGCAGACGUGAUGCGAUGCCAUAGGCUAGGCGAAUCCCUUCUUUGAUACAUCCAUUCAAAUAUGGCAGGUG
Molecule: messenger RNA, 2064 nt
Organism: Exophiala xenobiotica
Lineage: Eukaryota; Fungi; Ascomycota; Eurotiomycetes; Chaetothyriales; Herpotrichiellaceae
Exons: 3
Coding region: 31-1392 (453 amino acids)
Biological process (GO): GPI anchor biosynthetic process
Cellular component (GO): mannosyltransferase complex; endoplasmic reticulum membrane
Molecular function (GO): alpha-1,6-mannosyltransferase activity; GPI mannosyltransferase activity
Source: RefSeq, a predicted model, not a curated record